GGGGGCGGACUCAGUGGCGGAAGUGGCGACGGGAGCUCCUUUUCCGCUCGGAGGCGCUGCUGGGGCGGCGGAGUCCUAUUGCGGUUGCGGGUAGGAAGAGCCGGGGUCGUGGCUGACAUGGAGCAGCUCCUGGCUGCGGAUGCAGGAGUGAAGGAGAGGACGUCUGCAGGGGGCCGGCCGGGGCCACUGCCAGCCCGGAUUGGUUCCUUCUGGCCCGUCUGGAUGGUGCGCUGGUCUGCUGUUCUCCCUCCUGAGCCAACUUCCUCCUGGCUGGCCAGUGGCAGAACACAACCCGAGGCCAACCUCUUCUGCACACAGCGCCUCUGUCUCCUGCCCGGCUGUGGAUUCUCCAUUAACCUCGCCCUGCUGCUAAGGCCCAGCCCACCCCGGCUGGAGGUGGCGGCCCGCCAGGAUGAGCAAGCUGUCCGGGGACCUGCUGGCCCGCGACCUGGAGCGCAGCCUGCCGGCCGUGGCCUCCCUCGGUUCAUCGCUGUCCCACAGCCAGGGUCUCUCCUCGCACCUCCUCCCACCGCCGCUGCCAGAGAAGCGCCGGGCCAUCUCCGACGUCCGCCGAACCUUCUGUCUCUUUGUCACCUUCGACCUGCUCUUCAUCUCUCUGCUUUGGAUCAUUGAGCUGAACACCAACACAGGCAUCCAGAAGAACCUGGAGCAGGAGAUCAUCAACUACAGCUUUAAAACUUCCUUCUUUGACAUCUUUGUCCUGGCCUUCUUCCGCUUCUCCGGACUGCUCCUGGGCUAUGCCGUGCUGCGGCUCCGGCACUGGUGGGUGAUUGCGGUCACCACGCUGGUGUCCAGUGCAUUCCUCAUCGUCAAGGUCAUCCUCUCUGAGCUGCUCAGCAAAGGGGCCUUCGGCUACUUGCUCCCCAUCGUCUCCUUUGUCCUCGCCUGGUUGGAGACCUGGUUCCUUGACUUCAAAGUCCUACCUCAGGAGGCUGAGGAGGAGCGAUGGUACCUUGCCGCCCAGGCUGCUGUCGCCCGAGGACCCCUGCUUUUCUCCGGUGCUCUGUCUGAGGGCCAGUUCUAUUCACCCCCAGAGUCCUUUGCAGGGUCUGACAAUGAAUCCGAUGAAGAAAUUGUUGGGAAGAAAAGCUUCUCCGCCCAGGAACGGGAGUACAUCCUUCAGGGGAAGGAGGCCAUGGCGGUGGUGGACCAGAUCUUGGCCCAGGAAGAGAACUGGAAGUUUGAGAAGAAUAAUGAAUAUGGGGACACUGUGUACACCAUCGAGGUUCCCUUUCACGGCAAGACCUUCAUUCUGAAGACCUUCCUGCCCUGCCCCGCGGAGCUGGUGUACCAGGAGGUGAUCCUACAGCCUGAGAGGAUGGUGUUAUGGAACAAGACAGUGACCGCCUGCCAGAUCCUGCAGCGAGUAGAAGACAACACCCUCAUCUCCUACGAUGUGUCUUCAGGGGCCGCGGGUGGCGUGGUCUCCCCCAGGGACUUUGUGAAUGUCCGACGCAUCGAGCGACGCCGAGACCGAUACCUGUCCUCGGGCAUCGCCACCACGCACUGCACCAAGCCCCCGACACACAAAUACGUCAGGGGAGAGAAUGGUCCUGGGGGCUUCAUCGUGCUCAAGUCGGCCAGUAACCCCCGAGUCUGCACCUUCAUCUGGAUCCUUAACACAGAUCUCAAGGGCCGCCUGCCCCGGUACCUCAUCCACCAGAGCCUCGCAGCCACCAUGUUCGAAUUUGCCUUCCACCUGCGGCAGCGCAUCGGAGAGCUGGGUGCCCGGGCAUAAGGGUGCCUCCUCGCCACCCUGCGGGCCAGGGUCCUGUCGCCACGGCCUCCAGAGCCAGAGGGGGGCACUGCUUGGGCUUCCCGCUGCCCACUGAGGACUUGGCCUCAGCAGUGGGGAGGGAGGCGCUUCCUCCCCAGCAGCACUGUGACCUGAGCUACCCCCCGACACCGAGCUUCCUGCGCCUGCAGGCGGCCAUGAGCCGGCUGAGGGCCCAAGCACGGGGACUCUGCCGCUGCGCCCGAAUGGGCCUUUCCUGCCAGCAGUCACACGGCCUCCUGCCUCUGGGAAGAGCAGACCCGCCGUCCCCUACUUGGCCCGGGGCGGGGUCUGGAACGGGAGCCACAGACUCAGCGGGAGAGGACCCUGGGCAGGACUGAAGUUGGGGCAGCUCAUCACCAGUGUGAAGGUGUGGGAGCCCCUUCUUCUGCCUGCUCUCGCAUCACGGUUUUUUAGGAUUAUUUAAAGGGUCUGGGACCUUUCUCCACUUGCACUUCCACUUGUAGGGGUGUGGGUGGCAGGUGAGGGUGGUGGGCACUGCCGGGGAACCUGCCUCUCCCAGGUUCUCUCCAGGUUGCUGCCCUCCACCCCCACCCCCAGGGCCUCCUUGGGGACCUUUGUAAUUUG
Dama dama (fallow deer) is the source of this 2383-nucleotide messenger RNA. It is a transcript of the gene STARD3, whose product is annotated as StAR related lipid transfer domain containing 3. Gene Ontology annotation, molecular function: cholesterol binding; cholesterol transfer activity. The record is from RefSeq and is a predicted model, not a curated record. Gene Ontology annotation, cellular component: late endosome. NCBI's taxonomy places the organism in Eukaryota, Metazoa, Chordata, Mammalia, Artiodactyla, Cervidae. The transcript is spliced from 16 exons. Bases 413 to 1759 code for a protein of 448 amino acids.